AUGGAGAUUCCAUCUGGUGAUUCGAUGGUGAAAGCGAUGAACAGCAGUGAACAGUUGACGAAGCCUGUGCCGCGACCGUUCUCCAUUGAGGCCUUGAUGAGUGACUGUGGGCCAAGGAGGACCGUCGCGAACAUCGUGCCGUGGACGACGACGACUCCGUCGCUUCACGCCCAGCACCAUCAAUUUUUAGGAAGAGAUUCUAGAGAUACGGAUUCGGAUGGCAGUUUGGACAUGGAUUUGGCCCAGGAUCUGUCAAAUAGAAGCCAAAAAGACGGUAGGUCACCAAAUGUAUUUUCUUCAUAUGAUAUGAUUUUAUAA
Anoplophora glabripennis (Asian longhorned beetle) is the source of this 318-nucleotide messenger RNA. RefSeq lists its product as uncharacterized. The record is from RefSeq and is a predicted model, not a curated record. The transcript has a single exon. Bases 1 to 318 code for a protein of 105 amino acids. NCBI's taxonomy places the organism in Eukaryota, Metazoa, Arthropoda, Insecta, Coleoptera, Cerambycidae.